AUGAGCCCGGAGCUCCCAACCGAAAUCAUAUUCUCCCAUAUACUCCCACGGCUACCACCAAAGGAUCUGAUGAUGCAGUGCAGGUGCGUAUGCAAGUCUUGGUCCUCCCUCAUCUGCAGCCCUUCCUUUGUUGCCGACUUUUGGAACGACAGAAACAAGAGCACCACUAACUUCCUUUUCCAAAAGCAAAACUGCUUUUUCUCCUCAAAAAUAGAGGAGAAGGAGCAACAAGGAGGAGGGAAUAAUAAUAAUAACAGGGUUCUAAUACCAACACCCGUCACCGAACUUUCAUACCUGAGUCGAUGUGAAGCUUUUCAACUUUAUAGAUAUGAUGGAGCGCAAAGCGUCCAUGGCUUGGUUUGUUCAUCCUCUAGUUAUGGUGGCCCAGUUUUCAUACUUAACCCCAGCACUCGAGAGUCCAUUCAACUUCCCCAUGUCAAGCACAAUGCAUUAGUUGUAUAUAACUUUGGCUUCAGUCCACUUACCAAUGAGUAUAAGGUUCUCCAGCUCAUCAACUUUCAUAAUUCAGGUUUUCAGUUCAACGCAUUCACGCUAGGUCAGGAUUCUUCGUGGAGACCAUUGCAGGUUGACCCUGCAGCAGGCGACGUUGACCUUCCAUUUAAAAUAUUGGCUGUUGCCAGAAGUCCUAACAGUGUGUGCAUCAAUGGGGCCAUACACUGGAUCGAUAAGAGUGAAAAAAACAUUGUGGUAUUUGACGUUGGAGAGGAGAGCUUCAGUGUGGUGCCACUCUCUGAAGAUUGUGCUCAAGACUUAGUUGACUAUGAUGCUAAUUUUCCAAGUAUAGUUGAGGUGGGAGGAUGUGUGGCUGUGUUUGUUGCGAACCGGUGGGAACAUAACAAGAUAAUUUUAUGGAUUUUGAAAGACUACCAAAACCUUGUGUGGGUUAAGGAGACUAUUACUAUUGGUGAGAUACCCAAAAAAACAAUCUGCGGUGAAGUUUUGGGCACAAUUCACACAGGUGAGCUAGCCAUAAUGCUGGAAGUUGUCGACUCUCCACUCCAAUUACAUCUUUAUAAUAUGAAGAGCAAAAGAUAUAGAAUAUUUGAUUUUGUUUGGCCUGGGUUUAUGGCAAAGCCCCACGGAAGACCAUUGAUUCAGUUAGUUUAUAGUGAUAGCAUUGUCCCCUUAAAAUGA
Molecule: messenger RNA, 1155 nt
Organism: Prunus dulcis (almond)
Lineage: Eukaryota; Viridiplantae; Streptophyta; Magnoliopsida; Rosales; Rosaceae
Product: F-box protein At1g52495-like
Exons: 1
Coding region: 1-1155 (384 amino acids)
Molecular function (GO): protein binding
Source: RefSeq, a predicted model, not a curated record